AUGUUAAAGAAAUUCAGCCCCUUGUCGUUCAUGGUUUUACAAAAGCGAUAUAAUAAAAGUGAACAGAAAAUUUUUGAUAAGAUAAAAAACAUAAUUAAUAGUAAUAAGAAUUUAAGACAUACAGAUGAUGAAAAAGAUAAAAUAGAAAUAAUAAAUAUUGAUAAUGAAAUUAUAAACAAAGAAAAUAUUUCUUUUAAGUGUAAUAUAAUAAAUGAAGACUCCACAAAAAAUGAAAAUAAAAAAGAUAACAUUGAUGAGAUGACAAAUGUAAAUAUAUACGAUGAUUAUUUUAAUAUAAAUGAUGAAUAUAAUAAUGUAAUGUCUAAUGAUAAUGAUAAUGUAGAUAUAAAAUCUUUUAUUCGAGAAACCGUUGAUUAUUAUAAAUCCUUACAAUUAAAAAAAAAAGAAGAUCAUCUAAAUGUAUUGAAUGUAAAAAAAAAAGAUUAUUCAAAUAUCAAAGAAUAUUAUAAUAAAAAUGAAGAGAUAAAGGAAAUAGUACAAGAUAAUAAUUUUAUAUGGAAUAAUAAAAAUUAUGAUAAAAAAAAUAUACACAGUGGUUUUCAUAGUGAUAUCAUCUACUAUGAUAAUUAUGAUACUACCAAAAGUAAACAUAAUCAAAAUAUUCAAAAUGGUCAAAAUAUUCAAAAUGGUCAAAAUAUUCAAAAUGGUCAAAAUAUUCAGAAUAAUCAAAAUAAUCAAAAUAUUCAGAAUAUUCAAAAUAAUCAAAAUAAUCAACAUUGUCAUAAUAGUACACAUGAAAAAAACUGCGGGUCAUAUAAUUUUUUAACGCCAGCACAAGUUUUUUUUGAAAAUAACAAAGAAAAGCUGAUCCAAGAAAGCUAUAAAUAUUACAAAGAACGAGAAAAUAACAUAAAUAAAGAGGAUUAUCUUUAUGAUGAAAAUGAAGGUUAUUAUAAUUAUGCAAACAUGAAAACGCCAAUAAUCAGACCAAAUGACAAAGAAGGGUUUUUAUUUAACUAUGAAGAUGAUGAUUAUAAUAAUAAUGAUGAUGAAGGAGAAGACGACAUGACAUUAGAAAAAGGUAUAAUGCCUACGAUCGAACAAAUUGUAUGUAUAUUAAAACAUGAAAAAGUAAAAGAUAUUAAAGUUAUAGAUCUUGAUAAAUGUGGAAGAAGAGAUAUAGGUAUGUUUUUAAUAUUAUGUACAGGUAAUACAGCAAAACAUAAUAAAAAAGUAGGAAAAUUAAUAAGUAAAAUAUUUAUAGAUUUAGAAAUACCAUAUAUAUCUAAUGUAGUUUAUUGUUAUUGUAAUAAAUUUGAUGAUUGGAUAAUAACACAUUGUGGACCACUUAAAAUAAAUAUUGUUACAAAAGAAUUAAGAAAUUUAUAUGAUAUAGAAAACUUAUUUCUAUAUCCACAUGAACAUUUUGAUAGUACUAACUUCCCUUCAUUUUUUGAUUACACACCUGGUAUCCCACCUCCAUAUCUGGUCAGGAGUAAUGCUUCUAUGGAUUCAUAUAAAAAUGAUGAUAUAUACACUAAAUUCUUAACGGAAAAAUGA
Molecule: messenger RNA, 1521 nt
Organism: Plasmodium falciparum 3D7
Lineage: Eukaryota; Apicomplexa; Aconoidasida; Haemosporida; Plasmodiidae
Product: RsfS/YbeB/iojap family protein
Source: RefSeq, a predicted model, not a curated record